Molecule: messenger RNA, 1471 nt
Organism: Emiliania huxleyi CCMP1516
Lineage: Eukaryota; Haptophyta; Isochrysidales; Noelaerhabdaceae
Gene: GDA2
Product: glutathione dehydrogenase
Exons: 2
Cellular component (GO): cytoplasm
Source: RefSeq, a predicted model, not a curated record
UCAUGGGCAUCGCCAUCCCCAUCGGCUUGGCAGUUACCACGGCGCUCGCCUUGCCCAUGGUGCCCGCCGUUCCCACCCGCUGGGCAGCGCUCGCUCGCCGGCUCCCGGCCAGCAGCGCUCCCACGCCGGCGAUUACGCUCUACCGCGACACGAAUGGAUGGUGCCCGUUCUGCGAGCGAGUGUGGCUGCAGCUCGAGACCAAGGGCCUGCCGUACGAAGAGGUGCUGAUCAACCUCCGCGAUAAGCCACAGUGGUACAAGGACAUGGUCCCAACCACCCUCGUGCCAGCAGUCAAGAUCCGCAGCGGCGGAACGGAAGAGGUGGUUUGGGAGUCGGAUGUGAUCUUGCGGCGGCUCGAGGAGCUCCACCCAGAGCCGGCGAUGCUGCCGCCCGACGGAGAGCGCGCGGCCGCCGAGGCACUCAUUGCGGAGGCCGGCAAUCUUUCCUCCGCCGGCUUCCGCUUCGCGGCCGCCGUCCGCAACGCGAGCGUGACGCAGGAGGAGGUUGCCUCCCUCCGCGCAGCCUUCGAGGACGGGCUGGACGCGCUCGACGCGGCCAUCGCGGAGGGAGGAGGCCCUUUCAUCUGCGGCGGCUCGGUCGGUCUCGCCGACGCCACCUACCUGCCCUUUCUCGAGCGGUGGGCGGUCCAGCUGCCUCUCACGUCCGGGUUUGCGCUGAGGCCGGAGGAGGGAGAGCCGCCUCGCUGGCCGCAGAUCGAGGGGUGGUUCGUGGCGAUGGCGGAGGAGCCUGCCUACGCACGCGUGCGCGGCGACACCUACUCGUGGUCCGCCGCCGUCGCCGCCUUCCAGCGCAUCUUCGCCACCAACGGCACCCUCUCCGACGCUCAGCGCGCGGUGUCGCGCCGCGCCGACGGUGCCGCUGCGCUCGAGCUCAGGCGCUCGGCACAGGCCGCUCCCUCGGCCGCCGCGGCCCUCGCUGCGGCGGAGAAGAUCAUCGCCAACUGGGAGGCUGUGGUCGCCGACGCGACGGCGGCGGAGCCGCUCUCGCAGGCGAACUUGCAGCGGCUGGAGGAGGAGGACGGCGCGGCGGUCGAGCUUCUGCUGGCCGAUUGCGCGGCGCGGCUGCUGCAGUGUGCGGGCAGGUGGGAGGACGAGGCGGGUGGCGAGCCAGCAGCCGAGGGCGGCGAGGAGGAGGAGGAGGAGCGCGCGCUGUGCGAGGCGGAGCUCCUCGGCCUCGAGCCGCUCGAGCACAAGGUGCGCGCCGACGCCGCCAGGCUCGUCUCCGCGCGCCUCUGCGCACCGCGUGACAUGGGCGCCGACGCCGCGGAGGCUAUGCGCGGCGUGCUCAUGGCGAUGGCGAGCGAGAGCGAGGGCCUCGCCUGGCGCAAGUCGGGCGGGCUGCUCUGAGCGAGGGGUCAGCCAGCUCCGCGCGCGUAGAGCUGCGGGCCGGCUGGCCGAGUAUCGUCGUUUUGGGCAGCGAGUUAUUUCAUCGAUGGUGCGAUGGAAAGAAC